Molecule: messenger RNA, 1243 nt
Organism: Arabidopsis lyrata subsp. lyrata
Lineage: Eukaryota; Viridiplantae; Streptophyta; Magnoliopsida; Brassicales; Brassicaceae
Product: UPF0725 protein At4g28920
Exons: 6
Coding region: 90-1079 (329 amino acids)
Source: RefSeq, a predicted model, not a curated record
GAUUAAAUAAGGAUUGGCUCUGGCUCAUUCAUUCAUGGAGAAAUUCAGAAAAAUUGCAGAGAUUAGGGUUUAGGUGAAAUUGGGGGAGAAUGACUGAUUUUGCGAUUUUGAUUCCGAAGAUUGGAGAUGAACCGCCGCAGCGUAAACGGAAAUCGGAAUUUCCAGGGAGCUCAUCCUCAGCAGCUCCGAUCCAUAAGGUUGAGUGCGAUUCCUGGGACGACGAAGAUUAUAUUGACCCUGCGGUCGAGAAGGAGUACUGGCGACAAGUUCUAGAGUCUGACGGUUUCGAUGUUGAUCGCUUUGCUCUUCCGGAUGGUGGAAUUUAUCCCUACAUAUUCAGGGAUAAGUAUGACUAUCCAUACGACAUCGCCCUUUUUAGUAGACUGGGACUUCACUGUUACAAUCUUCAAAAGGGAACCAACCUCAGAUUGAUUGCUAUAAACAAAUACAACGACGAGAUGCUUGGUAGGUUGUUCCAGUACUACAUAACAUUAGAGGCCAUGGACACAUCCAACAACUCACUUUGCAAUUUUCAGACUUGUGUUUGCCAAGAUUUUACUCCCAAAGACUCAUCCUUUAUGGUGCAGACCGAACUUUCCAGACUAAAAGUUCCUGCUGGCCCUCGGACUACUUUUAUUGGGCCUCAGAGGAGGUGGAAAGAUGAUGCAGUUGAUGAUUCUUACAAAGGUAAAUUGCCCAGCUGGUUGACUGAGCAAGAGCUCAGCAAUAAGAGGGGGCAGUUUUAUGAGUUGCAAGAAUCAGACUGGCAAGGAAAUGAGUGGCUUCAUAUGUACGCUGAGUUUGCAUUAUACUCCAAGUUUUUUGCAUAUGGGAAUGACCUGAGGCAUUUUCUACCACUUGAGAUGAAGAAGAUAAUUGUACAAACUCAAGAAAACAGAGAAGCAUCACCGCAUAUGAUUCUGAAGGCCAACAAUGCGAUCUUCUACAUAAGUUUCAAGGGAAAUGGCGAUCCGAGUGGUACACCUAUGGAGUACCAAGCGAUUGUAAGGAGAACCAUGGAUGGGAUGCCGGGACACAUUUGCCUGGAAGUUGACUGUUUGGCCUACAAAUCCUGUUGAAUGUAUUUGGACUUUGUCCCUUUUUAAAUUUAUAACUCAAAAGAGUGUUAGUUUAUUUAAACAAUAGGUUGGAACAAUUGCAGACAUAAUUUGUUUGUUGCCAACGCGUGUAAUGUUUGAAAUUAUUGCUUUCUUCUUCUACCAGUUAACAUUUGUUUAUUGAA